Messenger RNA from Astyanax mexicanus (Mexican tetra), 3538 nucleotides. It is a transcript of the gene lingo1b, whose product is annotated as leucine rich repeat and Ig domain containing 1b. Lineage: Eukaryota; Metazoa; Chordata; Actinopteri; Characiformes; Acestrorhamphidae. Gene Ontology annotation, molecular function: protein binding. The record is from RefSeq and is a predicted model, not a curated record. The coding region runs from base 547 to 2415 and encodes 622 amino acids. The transcript is spliced from 2 exons. Gene Ontology annotation, cellular component: plasma membrane.
GUUCUCUCUCUCUCUCUGUCUGUGCCUGGCAAUCUUCAGCACCCUCCGUCCCACCUCCUCUCUUGCGCUCUCUCUCUAUCUCUCUUUCACUCUCUCUCUCGCUCUCUCUUCUCCAUCCCUCCCUCCACCAUCUCUCGAUCUCAAUGCGCCGCAGCUCCUCCCUCCACCUUGCACAGCCGCGACCCCUCCCUCUCCAUCUUCCUUCCUUCCUCAGCCUCCCUCCCUCCCUCUCAUCUUCUCUCCCUCACUCUCUCUCGCGCUCUCUCUCGCGCUCUCUCCCGCUCUGCUGGGUACAGCAUGUAUUUGAGGCACGGGGAGCCGCACCGCUCCUGUUUACAUGGCUGCCCGCAUCUGGGGCAGGGGCUCGAGUGUAGUGGAGACCGCCGCCAGUCUCCUGCCCUGUGAGCGCCAGCCAGCUUUCAGGAAUUGUGUUUUUCAGCCCGACUUUCUUCAAAGGCCUCCUCGGCGCCUCCCCGCCACCCCAGCCCCGUUCGGAUCUAAGCGGCGCCCCAGCAGAAUGGACCUGCCAAAAUUAGACUUCGCUGCAUGACGUUUCUGCAGGUAACCAGCAGAAUGGUGGCUGGCGAGGCGAGUGGGCACAGCUACUUGGUGGCAUGCUGGCAGCCAAUCCUCAUCCUGAUGCUGGGCACAGUGCUGUCGGGAUCCGCCACCGGAUGCCCGUCCCGCUGCGAGUGCAGCGCUCAGGAGCGCUCGGUUCAGUGCCACCGCAGGAAGCUGAUAACCCUUCCCGAAGGAAUACCCAUCGAGACGCGACUGUUGGACCUGAGCAAAAACCGCCUGAAAGCCAUCAACCCCGAGGAGUUCAUCAACUACCCUCACCUGGAGGAGCUGCAGCUCAAUGAGAACGUUAUCUCGGUCAUUGAACCCGGCGCCUUCAGCAACCUCUUCGGCUUACGGACGUUGGGACUGCGCAACAACAAGCUGAAGCUCAUUCAGCUGGGCGUGUUCACCGGCUUGAGCAACCUCACGAGACUGGAUAUCAGUGAGAACAAAAUAGUCAUCCUGCUGGACUACGUGUUUCAGGACCUUUACAACCUAAAGGAGCUGGAGGUGGGCGAUCACGACCUGGUCUUCAUUUCCAGCAGAGCCUUCCACGGCCUCACCAGUCUAGAGCAGCUCACCAUGGAGAGGUGCAAUCUGACCACCGUGCCCACGGACGCUUUGAGCCAUCUUCACAAUUUGCUGGUACUCAAGCUGUGGAAUUUCAAUGUAAACGUCAUUAAGGACUACUCCUUCAGGAGACUGUAUCGCCUGAAGGUGCUGGAGGUCGCCGGUUGGCCCUUUCUUGAAGCCUUGACCGACAAGUCUCUUCACGGGCUCAACAUUACAACCUUGAGCGUCACAAACUGCAACCUCACUGCCGUUCCGUACGUGGCCAUCCAGCACCUUGGGCACCUUCGCUCUCUCAACCUGUCCUUCAAUCCCAUUGAGACUGUGGAGGGCAACAAAAUGCACAAUUUGAUGAGGCUCCAGGUGUUUGACCUGGUAGGCGGUCGAUUGGCCACUAUUGAGCCUUACUCUUUCAGAGGACUCAACUACCUUAAAGUUCUCAACGUAUCCAACAACAGACUGAGCACUUUAGAGGAGUCCGUCUUUCAUUCCGUGGGAAACCUGGAGACCCUGGGCUUGUACAGCAAUCGAUUGGCCUGCGAUUGCCGCCUGCGAUGGGUCUUUCGGCGCCGCUUGAGGCUCAACUUCAACAAGCAGCAGCCGUCAUGUGAGACGCCUGAGUUCGUUCAGGGGCAGGAGUUUAAAGACUUCUCUGACAAUCUCCCCGCCAACCUCUUCGUUUGCCAGCCAUCUAAGAUACUGGACCACAAGGCUCUACAUAGAUUUGUGGACGAGGGAACUACGGUUAAUUUCGUGUGCAAGGCGGAGGGGGAUCCGGCCCCUGUGAUCAUGUGGCAGAACCCGAAGAAGCAAUUCAUCACCGUCAAAAGUGUUGGACGUCUCUCUGUGUCUCAGGACGGCACUCUGGAAGUGCGCUACGCCCAAAUCCAAGACAAUGGCACUUACACGUGUAUAGCUACCAAUGCAGGGGGUAAUGACACCAAACUUGCCCAUUUACACGUUCAUAGUUACUCUCCAAACUGGCCUCAUCAGCCUAACAAGACGUUUGCCUUCAUUUCCAACCUGCCCAAUGACAGUGGUGCCAAUGGGACUGGUAGGUCAGUCCCGUUUCCAUUUGAUAUGAAGACUCUAAUCAUUGCAACUACCAUGGGAUUUAUCUCUUUUCUCGGAGUGGUGCUGUUUUGUCUUGUUCUGCUCUUCCUCUGGAGCCGGGGGAAGGGUAAUGCCAAGCCAAACAUCGAGAUUGAAUAUGUGCCACGGAAAGUAGACGGGGAGACCAGUCCAACUGAGGAAUCCCAUAAGAUCAGAAUGAAAAUGAUGUAAAAGUUUGCAGUAAAAGUAAGUUACGGUGAACUGGGCUUCGUCUGAGAAAUCCCUGGCUAGAGACUUUCUUGGAAGAGUGGAGGCGAUGAUUGUUUUCCUUAUGGAAUUGAUGGAAGAAUCAAUGUUGAAGUAAUGUUGAAGCCUUUUCCAAAUAUUUUUCUUUCUUUUUGCCAAUCGCUACUCAGCACAGUCCAUGGGGAUUGCUUCUUCAAAGGAAAGUCAGUCAGGAUUCCAAGAGACCUAAAAUUCUUAAAAAGAAAAUUAAAAAAAAGUUUUUAUUUGGUAACUGUGAAGACGGAGCCUGUCUGAUACGGAUUAUUAUUAUUACUGGCGAGCCAGCCAGGAGAGGGCCAGUUUUAAACCACACUUGUCUUUGUCUUUUACCUUUUCGUCAUAUUUCCUGUACAUAAUUCUUUCUGUGUACAUAGGGCAAUACAGUACAGUACAAAGGGUUGAGAAGUCAUGAAAUCAAAUGUUCAUGGGUUGUUGAGCAUCUUGAAGUUAUUGUGACGUGCUUAAACGAGUCAGAUAAAUGUAAAUUGAAUUACCUGUCUGAUUUAAAUCGCCAACUCUUUAUAAGAGGUUUGUUUUUUUGGUUGAGAUGAAAUAACGAUUAUGCUUGACAAUCAUCCAUAUUGUAAAAGUCAAGUGUUAAUCCUUAAAUAUGGUGUCCUUAUAUGGAUGGUGUUCCUUUUCAGUUCAUUCUGAUGACAGAUAUAAGCCUAGUCUAUAAAUAUAUAAAUAUAUAUAUAUAAAUAUAUAAAAAAAAGCCAAAUGUAGCUUUGAAGUUGAAGCCAUUUGGUGUUUCUGAAUGUGUGGUGAAGCCAAUCUGUUUGGGUAUUCGCUCUGGAAUAUCUGACAGAAGCUUCACGAGACAUCUCGGCAGAUUGUUUUUUAAAUCUGCUGCCGAAAUUGUUUACAUUUUUAUUGGUUUACUUUUCUUCAUCAUACAGUUUAUCAUCUUUAAUUUUCUGUACCUUACGAUGAAACAUCCGUAACACCCAUAAGGCAGGGAUUCCCUCGAAGGUAAAUGUGAUCAUCAACCCUUGAAAAACCAGUAAACUCAGUAUUGCCUCUGGAAAAAUGGCAGACUGUAAAACAUUAAAAUGAUAACCUUUUUUAA